AUGAACGAAAAAAUAGAUAAUGAAGUUAAGGUAGAAACCAAAGAAGUGGAUAUAGAAGUAGACACCAAAAAGAAUGUAUUUAUGUUUUUAAAUUUGAAGAAAGAUUGGCCAGUAUUUUUAUCAGGAGCUUUAUGUAUGACUAUAGCAGCAGUUGGAACACCAAUAUCAACAUUACUUUAUGGUUAUAUAAUGGAAGCAUUAUCAAAAUAUUUAAAACAUGAAUUUUUAUCAUAUGAUUCAUUCAUCAAUGAGUGUCUUAAAUUCUGUGGAAUAUUAAUGGCAGUAGGACUAGGUAAAAUGUUAUUAGUUUGGUUUGGAAUGUCAAUAUUUUUAAAAUUUGGAGAAAUUCAACAAAUGAGAGCAAGAAAAGAUGUUUAUUCAAAAUUACUUAAUCAAAGUACUAAAUGGUAUGAUUCAAAUAAAAAUAUCAUGGGAGAAUUAACUCAAGUUGAUAGAUGUAUUGAAGAAUUACGUUCUGGAAAUGCUGAAAUUAUGGCUGAAUCUAUACAAACUGUUGCUUUAAUUAUUGCAUUGAUUGUAAUGUCGUUUUAUCAGUCUUGGGCUAUAACUUUAAUUAUAUUAGCUUCAGCUCCAGUUAUGGCAUGUUUUGCUUGGUUAUUUGGUGGUUUAACUUAUAGAGCACAAGAAGAAGAAAAUGAUCUUAGUGCAAAUGCGAGUAAAGUAUUAAAUUGGUGUAUGACAUCUCCAUUGACUGUAAGAGUAUUCAAUGGUAAAUAUGUCGAAAUGGUUAAAUUUAAUAAAUUUGUUAAUGCUUCUGCAAAGGCAUAUUUUAAAGUUUCAAAUGCAAUUGCUGCUAAUUCAGGUAUUUUAAAAUUUUUAACAUUGAUGAUGUUUGUUCAAGGUUUUUGGUUUGGUGUUUAUUUAUUAUCACAUCACAAGAUUACAAUUGGUCAAUUAUUUACAUGUUUUAGUUCUUGUUUGAUGUUGGGUCAAUCAAUUUCCACAAUUAGUCAAUUAAUGGCUAUUUUAAACACUUCCCAUGCUGCAGCUGGUAGAAUCUCAACUUAUUUGAACUCAUCAUUAGAUGAAUAUGAAAUUACAAAAGGUAUAUUAAAAUAUCCAACUCAUUGUUUUGGUAAAAUUAUCUUUGAACAUGUACAAUUUAAAUAUCCAACAAGAGAUGAAUUGGUAUUAAAAGAUGUAUCAUUUAUGAUUGAAGUAGGUAAACAAAAUUAUAUUGUUGGUAAAUCAGGAGCUGGUAAAUCAACAAUACCAUUAAUAUUAAUGAAAUUAUAUAACAAAACAAAUGGUCAAAUAACUAUAGAUGGAAGUGAAAUUGAUUUACUAGAUUCAAAUUGGAUAUCACAAAAUAUUACGUUAAUUCAACAAAAUCCCGUAAUUUUCAAUGGUACAAUUCGUGAAAAUAUAGCUUUAGCGGUAGUUGAUAAUUAUGAUUCAAUUGAAAAUGUUCCAUUACACUAUAUACAAGCAGCAGCUGAAUUUGCAAUGUUAGAUUUAGAUUUAGAAACCAAAAUUACUCCAUUAUCAUUGUCAGGUGGUCAGCAACAAAGAUUAGCUAUAGCAAGAGCAAGAUUAAAAGAUUCCCCAGUUUUAAUUAUGGAUGAGGCUUUUAGUGCAUUGGAUUCAAGAACAAAAGAAACUUUAAUUAGUAGAAUUAAAAGUUGGAGAUAUGGCAGAACGACGAUUUCUAUAACUCAUGAAUAUGGUUGUAUUGAUCCUGAAAAUAAUGUUAUAAUGAUGGAAGAUGGAUAUGUUAAAAAGCAGGAUAAGUAUCAUAAUUUUAAUAGCCUUGAAUAUGCAGAAGAUACGAGUGAUGAUGAUGAAGAAAGUGAUAUUGAUGAAAAAAAGAUAGAUCCAUUAGUUAAAAUAACCCUGGCUCAAUCAGAUGAAGAACAAAUUAAAAAGGAUGAUAAAUUAAUGGGAAUAUUUGCAAUUUUAAAAUAUUGUGCUCAUACAAUAGACGUUAAAUCACUAAUAGUAAUUGGUAUUAUAUUUUCAGUUCUUGAAGGUGCAGCAUCACCAGUUUUUUCAUUUUGUUUUUCAAAAUUAUUAAGUACAGCAUUAGAUGCAUCAAUAGGUAAACAUAUUACAAAGCCAAUUGUUCAAUGGUCAGCUAUUUCAAUUGGUGUUGCAGUUUUCAUUGGGUUAACAACAUACAUAUCAAAAUUUCUAUUAUAUUAUUCAAGUGAAAAAUGGAUUGUUGGUUUAAGAAAACAUUGUUUCCAAAAAUUAAAUUGUCAAGAUAUGAGUUUUUUCAAAGAAAUGAAAACUGCUGAAAUUACAACUUUAUUAAUGAAUGAUACUAGAGAUUUGAGAAAUUUAGUUAGUACUUUUUUGUCAGUGGUUAUUAAUUUAUUAUCAAUGGUUCUUGUCGGAAUAAUAUGGUCAAUUAUAACAGGUUGGAAAUUAGCAUUAGUUGGAUUAUCAUUUGUACCUUUAAUUUUGAUCAUUACCAUUUUAUACAGUAGAGUAUUACAAACAGCUGAAAAUAAAUAUAAAUCAAGUGUUGUUGUGAAUGAAACUCACGUUCAUCAAACGGUAUCAUCAAUAAAAACUAUAAAAUUAUAUUACAUGCAAAACUAUUUUAUGAAAAAAUUCAAUGAUCAAAUUGAUGAUAUAAUCAAGAUUGGUAAUUAUAGAGCUAUUCAAACAGGUAUUGGAUUAGCUAUAAAUGAGUUUAUAACUGCUAUUGCAACUGGUGUUAUAUUAUAUUUCGGUAUGCAAUUAACUGGUAAAUAUCAAUAUAAUCAACAACAAUUAUUACAAGUUAUUACGUUAUUGACAUUUACGUUAGGUAAUGCAGCAAGUUUAAUUCAUGAAUUACCAGAAGUCACAAGAGGUCAAAGAGCAGGAACUUUCAUUGUUAGAUUAUUAGAACUGAUUCCAUAUUCCAAAAUUGAAAAUGAUGGUGAUGUUAUCCCCAAAACCAAAAAUAUAAAAGAAAUCAUUAAAAUUGAUUAUUUGAAUUUCAAAUAUAAUGAUACACCAAUUUUGAAAAAUUUAUCAGUAGCAAUUGAAAAAAAUCAACUAGUUGGUCUUUAUGGUAAAUCAGGUUCAGGAAAAUCCACCAUUAUAUCAUUAUUAUUAAGAUUAUUUGAUUCAGAAAAUUCACAAGCAAUAAAAAUCUAUGAUCAAGAUAUUUCAACAAUAAAUAUAGAUUGGCUUAGAGAAACAAUAAGUAUUGUACCACAAUUCCCAAAUUUCUUCGAAGGUUCAAUUUAUGAUAAUAUAGUAUAUGGUAUAAAUCCACUAACUCAUAUAAAUGAAGAUGAAUUAAUAAAAUGUUUGAAAUUAUGUAACAUAUAUGAUUUUGUCAUGUCAUUACCAGAAGGGUUAUAUACAAGGAUAGGUGAAGGUAAUAAUUCCACAAUUUCAGGUGGUCAAUUACAAAGAUUAUCCAUUGUUAGAGCAUUAAUUAGAAAACCUAAAAUUAUUUUAUUUGAUGAAUGUACAUCAAAUUUAGAAUCUGGGUUUGAUGUUCAAUUUUUAAAAGAAGUAAGAGCUGCUUUCAAAGAUUCCACAAUUAUCAACAUAACGCAUAGAUUUACUUCAAUUUCAGAGUAUGAUAAAAUCAUAAUAUUGGAUCAAGGACAAGUUAAAGAAUAUGAUACUCCAGCAAACUUAUUAAAUGAUCAUAAUUCAUUAUUUUAUUCAAUGUGUGUAGCUGCAGAUUUGGUUAAUUUUGAACAACUUUAA
Lodderomyces jiufengensis is the source of this 3678-nucleotide messenger RNA. It is a transcript of the gene HST6, whose product is annotated as ATP-binding cassette alpha-factor transporter. The coding region runs from base 1 to 3678 and encodes 1225 amino acids. The transcript has a single exon. Gene Ontology annotation, biological process: transmembrane transport. Gene Ontology annotation, molecular function: ATP binding; ABC-type oligopeptide transporter activity; ATP hydrolysis activity. Gene Ontology annotation, cellular component: membrane. The record is from RefSeq and is a predicted model, not a curated record. NCBI's taxonomy places the organism in Eukaryota, Fungi, Ascomycota, Pichiomycetes, Serinales, Debaryomycetaceae.